This is a messenger RNA of Oryza brachyantha (malo sina), 6628 nucleotides long. Its product is annotated as protein MOR1. Gene Ontology annotation, cellular component: spindle pole; kinetochore; centrosome. Gene Ontology annotation, molecular function: microtubule plus end polymerase activity; ubiquitin binding; phosphatidylinositol binding. Bases 256 to 6261 code for a protein of 2001 amino acids. The transcript is spliced from 52 exons. NCBI's taxonomy places the organism in Eukaryota, Viridiplantae, Streptophyta, Magnoliopsida, Poales, Poaceae. The record is from RefSeq and is a predicted model, not a curated record. Gene Ontology annotation, biological process: microtubule polymerization; establishment or maintenance of microtubule cytoskeleton polarity; mitotic spindle organization.
UCUCCUUUUAUUCACCGCUCUCUCCCUCUCCCUCUCUCUCUUGCUCCUCUUCCUCUUCUCCGAUCCAAACGCAGGAGGGGAACGCCCCGCCCCCCGCCCCAAUUCGAAACCCUAGGCACGCCGCGUCGAUCCGGAGGGAGUGGUGGGGUUUAGCGUGUGGUGGGUGGUGGGUAGCGCUCCGUCGGGCGGAGGAGGGGACGGCCCCGGCGGAGGAGGAGGGGGUGGUGGUGGCGGCGGCGGCUGCGGCGGCCGGCCAUGUCGACGGAGGACGAGAAGCUCCUCAAGGAGGCGAAGAAGCUGCCGUGGGACGAGCGGCUGCAGCAUAAGAAUUGGAAGGUGCGGAACGACGCCAACAUCGAUCUCGCCGCCCUCUGCGACUCCAUCACCGACCCCAAGGACGCCCGCCUCCGCGAGUUCGGGCCGUUGUUUAAGAAGACUGUGGCGGAUUCGAACGCGCCGGUGCAGGAGAAGGCGUUGGACGCCCUGCUCGCUUUUCAGCGGGCAGCUGAUGCUGAUGCAUCCAGGUACGCGAAGGAGGUCUGUGACGCAAUUGUUGCCAAGUGCCUCACUGGCCGGCCUAAGACUGUUGAGAAGGCUCAAGCUGCAUUCCUCCUCUGGGUGGAGCUGGAGGCAGCAGAAGUUUUCCUUGAAUCAAUGGAAAAGGCUGUAAAGAACAAAGUGGCUAAAGCAGUUGUACCAGCUAUUGAUGUGAUGUUUCAGGCACUAAGUGAAUUUGGAGCCAAGGUAGUACCACCCAAAAAAAUCUUGAAGAUGCUUCCUGAGCUGUUCGAUCAUCCAGAUCAGAAUGUUCGGGCUUCAUCCAAGGGUUUGACACUUGAACUUUGUCGGUGGAUUGGCAAAGAGCCUGUAAAGGCCAUUUUAUUUGAGAAGAUGAGAGAUACAAUGAAAAAAGAAUUGGAAGCAGAGGUAGCAAAUGUCUCAGGAGUUGCUAAGCCAACUCGCAAGAUAAGAUCUGAACAAGAAAAGGAACUUGAGGAGGAAGCUGUGCCAGAGACCACUGGUGCUAACAGUUCUGAAGAGGCAGUGACAGAAGCGCCCAUGGAGAUCGAUGAAUACGAUCUUGUUGAUCCUGUAGAUAUCUUAACGCCACUUGAGAAGUCAGGAUUUUGGGAUGGUGUGAAAGCAACUAAGUGGUCUGAAAGAAGGGAUGCUGUUGCGGAGCUGACCAAACUUGCUUCAACAAAAAAAAUUGCUCCCGGUGAUUUUCAUGAAAUCUGUAGAACACUCAAGAAGCUUGUCACUGAUGUCAAUUUGGCUGUUUCGGUGGAAGCUACCCAAGCAAUAGGAAAUCUGGCAAAAGGUUUAAGAACACAUUUUUCUGGAAAUUCUCGGAUUCUGCUCCCUGUUUUACUUGAGAAGUUAAAAGAGAAAAAACCAACUAUGACGGAAGCUCUUAGUCAAACGCUUCAGGCAAUGCAUAAGUCAGGUUGCGUCACACUUCUUGACGUGAUUGAAGAUGUUCGGGUGGCUGUAAAAAACAAGGUCCCUCUUGUUCGAUCCUUAACGUUAAACUGGGUUACGUUUUGCAUUGAAACAAGCAAUAAAGCAACUGUGCUGAAAUUACACAAGGAUUAUGUUCCUAUUCUCAUGGAGUGCUUGAAUGAUGGCACGCCGGAAGUGCGCGACGCUUCAUUUUCUGCCUUGACUGCUAUAGCUAAGAUGGUUGGCAUGAAACCCUUGGAAAGAUCCUUAGAGAAAUUAGAUGACGUGAGGAAAAAGAAACUGUCAGACAUGAUUGGCUCUGCCAGUGAUACUGCUUUAAAUUCAGGGACAGUGCCAGCCUCAAAUUCUGGAGUUGGCACAUCUGCUCGUGAGGUUGUGGAUAGCUCAUCAAUGAGAAGAUCUGCUGCAAGCAUGCUUAGUGGGAAAAAGCCUGUCCAGGCCGCGGCGGUUACUAAGAAGUCUGGAACAGCAAAACCUGCCACGGCAAAGAAGACAGAUGGUGGUCCACAGUCAAAGGCCUCUGCUGCUCCUGUAGUUGAAGAUGUUGAGCCAGCUGAGAUGAGUUUGGAGGAAAUAGAAGAGAAGUUAAAUUCUAUUGUCAAAUCAGAGACAAUUUCUCAAUUAAAGAGCACUGUCUGGAAGGAACGUCUUGAAGCUAUUACUAUGCUAAAGCAGGAUGUGGAAAGUCUUACAGAACUUGACAAAUCUGCUGAACUCCUGGUUCGUUUAUUAUGUGCUGUGCCUGGAUGGAGUGAAAAGAAUGUGCAGGUCCAACAGCAAGUUAUUGAGGUCAUCACAUAUAUUGCUUCAACUGUAAACAGAUUUCCAAAGCGAUGUGUGGUUCUAUGCCUCCUUGGCAUAAGUGAAAGGGUUGCUGAUAUAAAAACUCGGGGCCAUGCAAUGAAAUGUCUGACUGCCUUUUGUGAGGCUGUAGGUCCGGGUUUUGUGUUUGAUAGGCUGUACAAAAUAAUGAAAGAGCACAAGAAUCCAAAGGUUCUUAGCGAGGGUAUUCUUUGGAUGGUUUCAGCUGUUGAGGACUUUGGAAUCUCCAAUUUAAAGCUAAAGGAUACAAUUGAUUUCUGCAAAGACAUUGGUCUGCAAUCUAGUGCUGCUGCAACAAGAAAUGCAACCAUCAAGCUAAUAGGGAUGCUGCAUAAGUUUGUUGGACCAGAUAUCAAAGGCUUCUUAAGUGAUGUCAAACCGGCACUUCUCAGUGCUCUGGAUGCUGAAUACGAGAAAAAUCCAUUUGAGGGAGCUGCUUCUGCUCCAAAGAGAACAAUAAGAGCUGCAGACGCCGUUUCUUCUGCAUCUUCUGGCACAUCAGAUGGUCUGCCGAGGGAAGACAUAAGUGCUAAGAUAACGCCAACUUUGUUGAAAAAUUUGGGGAGUCCAGACUGGAAGCUACGUCUGGAGUCCAUAGAUGCGGUCAACAAAAUUGUUGAGGAGGCCCAUAAACGCAUUCAGCCAACAGGAACAGUGGACCUGUUCACAGCCCUAAGAGCCCGUCUUUAUGAUAGCAACAAAAAUUUAGUUAUGGCGACCUUAUCGACAAUUGGUGGUCUUGCAUCUGCUAUGGGUCCCGCUGUUGAAAAAUCAAGCAAGGGUAUUUUGGCAGAUGUCCUAAAAUGUCUUGGUGACAAUAAGAAGCACAUGAGGGAAUGCACAUUGACCGCCCUAGAUUCAUGGGUUGCUGCAGCUCAACUUGAUAAGAUGGUUCCAUACAUCACAGUAACUUUGGGUGAUCAGAAAACUGGUUCCGAAGGGCGAAAAGAUCUUUUUGAUUGGUUAUCUAAACAUGUUUCUAAUAUGAGUGAUCCAUCUGAAGCUUUGCCUUUGUUGAAGCCAUCUGCAUCUUCUUUGAUGGACAAAUCUUCUGAAGUUCGUAAAGCUGCCGAAUCCUUUAUGAAUGAAGUUCUCAAGAUUUGUGGCCAAGAUGUGGUUGCAAAAAACUUGAAAGAUUUGCCAUCACCUACUUUGGCCAUUGUAGCAGAGCGGUUGAAACUGUCCAGUGUACAUGAAGGGUUUUCUGAUUCUGUCAAGAUGGUAACAACAAACAUGAGCUUGCCAUCAAAAGCAGGCUCAAAGAACAGCAAACAUGGUCCAAAUGAUCGUGGGCCUAAUGUUAGCAAAGCGGCAUCUCAAAGAGGAAUUCCAGCUAGGUCCUCUGUUACUAUGAUUUCUACUCAGGACUCUAUACAGUCACAGGCGUUGUUUAACAUUAAGGACUCAAAUAAGGAAGAGCGAGAGAGACGUGUUCUAGUAAGGAAGUUCAAGUUUGAAGAGCCACGCCGUGAGCAGAUUGAUGAAUUGAAGAUUGAAUUAUUUAAGCAUUUCCGAGAAGAUGUAAGCUUGCGACUAUGGAACUCAGAUUUUAAGAGGCAGAUAGAUGGUAUUGAGUUGCUACAGAAGGCACUGCCUUCCAGUGUGAAAGAAGUGAUUGAGCUUCUUGAUAUACUAUUAAGGUGGUUUGUCUUGCGAUUUUGUGAGUCUAACACAACGUGUUUGUUGAAGGUGCUCGACUUCCUUCCUGAGCUAUUUGAUGUUUUGAAAGAGCAGUCAUACAUGUUAACGGAAGCUGAAGCUGCAAUUUUCCUUCCAUGUCUUAUGGAGAAGUCUGGCCACAACAUUGAAAAAGUCAGAGAAAAAAUGGGAGAGCUGAUAAAACAAAUGGUCAACAUCUACUCUCUUCCAAAGCUCCUUCCCUACAUUUUGGAGGGACUGCGUUCCAAGAAUAAUCGUACCAGGAUAGAGUGUGUUGAUAUUAUUGGAUAUUUCAUGGACCAUCAUGGGACUGAGGUUAGUGGUUUGUUGAAAAAUUUGCCAUCUGUUGCGGCAUUAACAGCAGAACGGGAUGGUGAAAUCCGGAAAGCUGCUCUUAAUACACUUGCUACAGCCUAUAAGAACCUUGGAGAUGAUGUAUGGAGAUAUGUUGGUAAACUUUCAGAUGCUCAACGAAGUAUGCUUGAUGAUAGAUUUAAAUGGAAGGCUCGAGAAAUGGAUAAGCGAAGAGAAGGAAGGCCAGGUGAUGCUCGAGCAGCUUUGAGGCGUUCAGUAAGAGAAAAUGGGUCUGAUUUAGCAGAGCAAAGUGGGGAAGUGGUUUCCCGUUCAAUGGCAGGGUCAAUAAUGUCAAGGGAAAACUUUGGGUAUUCUGAUGCUCACAUGGUACCCAGACAGAUGGCAACAGCAACACCUGGUCCUGCAGAUUGGCGGGAGGCUCUUGAUAUCGUUGCGCUUGGUUUGCCUGAGCAGUCUGUCGAAGGAAUGAAAGUUAUCUGCCAUGAGCUAACUCAGGCAGUUGAUCCUGAAAGCUCCGUUCUUGAUGAUCUAAUCAAGGAAGCUGACAGAUUAGUUUCAUGUUUGGCCGUAAUGGUUCCAAAAACCUUUAAUUUUAGCCUAUCUGGGGCUUCGUCAAGAUCUUGCAAAUAUGUUUUAAAUACUCUCAUGCAGACUUUCCAGAUCAAACGUCUCGCUCAUGCUGUGAAGGAGGGUACCCUAGAUAACCUUAUCACAGAGCUACUACUUUGGCUCUUAGAUGAAAGAGUUCCUCUUAUGGAUGAUGGAAGCCAGCUACUCAAGGCUCUAAACGUCUUAAUGCUUAAAAUCUUGGAUAAUGCUGAGAGAACAUCCUCAUUUGUUGUGCUUAUUAAUUUGUUGAGGCCUUUAGAACCUUCAAGAUGGCCAUCCCCUACACCAUCAGAGUCCCUUGUUGUAAAAAAUCAGAAGUUUUCAGAUUUAGUUGUUAAAUGUUUAAUUAAGUUGACAAAGGUCUUGCAAAGUACAAUAUAUGAAGUUGACCUUGAUCGCAUUCUUCAAAGCAUUCAUAUAUAUUUGCAAGAACUAGGGAUGGAAGAGAUACGAAGAAGGGCUGGAGCUGAUGACAAGCCACUUAGAAUGGUCAAAACUGUGCUGCAUGAACUUGUAAAACUUCGUGGUACAGCAAUUAAAGGCCACCUUUCAAUGGUUCCUAUAGAUGCUGAACCUCAGCCAAUCAUUUUGGCUUAUAUUGAUCUUAAUCUUCAGACCCUUGCAGCGGCUAGAAUGCUGACACCAUCUGGAACUAUGGGCCAAACUCAUUGGGGUGAUGCAGCGUCCAAUAAUCCAAAUCCAUCAACUCAUUCUGCUGAUGCACAGUUGAAGCAAGAGCUUGCUGCAGUAUUCAAGAAAAUUGGUGACAAACAAACAUGUACAAUUGGUCUUUAUGAACUCUACCGGAUAACCCAACUGUACCCUAAGGUUGAUAUAUUUGCUCAGCUUCAGAAUGCAAGUGAAGCUUUUAGAACCUAUAUCAGAGAUGGGCUAGCUCAGGUGGAGAAAAAUGCUGCAGCUGGACGAACUCCCUCUAGCCUUCCAUUGUCCACACCACCUCCAAUUGCACCAAUACCUUCUCCAAAAUUUGCACCUUCACCAGUUCAUACAAAAUCGAUAAAUAGCAAAACAGAUUCAAAUGAAGAUGAUGCUGGUGGUGACACACACCCUUUCAGAGGUCAAGGAGAGACUGAUAGUAGGUUACAAACUGCUGAUCUACAGACAGACAGAUACCACCAAUCUUCAGCGGGGACGUUGGAUGCCCUUAGGGAACGGAUGAAAAGCAUUCAAGCUGCAGCUGUUGGUGCCAAUUUCGAUGUAGUUCAGACUCGGCCAUUGCCGAGUAUGAAUGGUAACACACUCCAUGGGGGAACACGGUUGGAUGCUGACCCACAAACACAAAAUAUUAUUCCACCCAUGGACGAGAGAGCAUUAUCUGGCCUGCAAGCACGAAUGGAGAGACUAAAGAGUGGAUCGAUGGAACCACUUUAAAUACAGUAAUUGUAUUCUGAAGUAUACCAACCAUUAUAAUUUACUGUAAAUUUGCAGCAUAGUCAUGCUGUUUGUAGAUAGGCAAGUCAGACGUACAACAUGAUGCGGGGCUGACUCUUUGUAAGCCCCGUUUGACAACCCAUUCUUGCAGAGUUUUUCGGUUCAGUUUUAGAUAAGCUAGCCAGAUGCUUUGCCUGUAGUUUGCCGCUUAAGGGCCAGAUUAGCGUUUUGACAAGUUUUCAUUGAGUGUUGAGUUUUCAUGUGUUGUACAGCCAUAGAAGAAUUUUAAACUAACUGAAAUUAUCAUUUGUGGAAUCUUAAUCAUUUAUAUGCGAUUGUGAGUUCAGGGGUGGCCCCGUUUGUGCUC